AUGGAUAAACUCCUUAUUGUGAGUGCAAACCAGGGGAAGUGGUUCAAUCAAUACUUGAAUGAAUUUGCUGACACUGGAUUGGAUGUCACUGUUAACUUCAGGUCUGGUCGAAAGGUGCAGGAAAUUGACUCUGCAAUUGUAGAACAGACCUGUUCAUUCACUGAUGUGGUCCUUCAUCUUGGUACUAAUAAUAUUCCUGACCGCUUUGAUAGUCCACCAAUCAUUGUCAAGCGAAUGCAUGAUUUGGUGGGUAGGAUCUUGAUGGUUAAUCCCACCUGUAGGAUACACAUCACUUCAAUUUUGCCAAGGCAGAGAAACGAUUUCCAGUAUGGGACAGAGAGGCAGAGACAGUCCAGAGACUACCAAAGGCACAUGGAUUUCAUUGACUUCUGCAACAGCAAGGUAAAUUGCAUAAUAUUGAGGUGA
Messenger RNA from Nilaparvata lugens (brown planthopper), 426 nucleotides. RefSeq lists its product as uncharacterized. Lineage: Eukaryota; Metazoa; Arthropoda; Insecta; Hemiptera; Delphacidae. The record is from RefSeq and is a predicted model, not a curated record. Bases 1 to 426 code for a protein of 141 amino acids. The transcript is spliced from 2 exons.